Molecule: messenger RNA, 8880 nt
Organism: Liolophura sinensis
Lineage: Eukaryota; Metazoa; Mollusca; Polyplacophora; Chitonida; Chitonidae
Product: mediator of RNA polymerase II transcription subunit 12-like protein
Exons: 42
Biological process (GO): positive regulation of transcription by RNA polymerase II
Cellular component (GO): mediator complex
Molecular function (GO): transcription coactivator activity; transcription factor binding
Source: RefSeq, a predicted model, not a curated record
AGAUGGCGGCUUUCCCCAGUCAAGAGCAUCGGCUCUUGAAAAAACCACGACUGGGUCCGCCAGAUGUUUAUCCCCAAGAUCCAAAGCAAAAGGAGGAUGAACUCACGGCUACAAAUGUCAAGCAAGGGUUCAAUAAUUCGCUUGUCAUCAGCGAUGAGUAUGGAUCUGCCAGGACUUGAAACAUAAGCCAAGAGAGGGUAAACUCAUUUAAUCUUCUUAUUAAUUGUUUGGUGCCUCUUCACAGCCGUAAUGCCAAGAAAACUGAACUGAACACAUGCCAGGACACUGGAAAGAAGAAGCAGCAGUUGAAUAAAGACAACUUCUGGCCAGCUGCCCGUUCUCGUCCUGCGAUGGAGGCCUGGUUUAAAGACCUUGGAGGCAGCAAACCUUUGUCACAACUGGGCAAAAAGGUCCCUCUGUUUCCCAAGAAGGAGGAGAUUUUCACCACUCUAUGUGAGUUUUCAAUUCCUGUGGUAAAGGCUGCCUGGUUCAUCAAGCUGACUGCUGCCUACAAUGUGGCUCUACAGGAAAAUAAGGCCAGGAAAAAACAGAUUGUUGACCAGUCUGUGGACUGGACCCUGGCCAUCACAAAGUUCAUGAAGGAUCAACUCAACAAGGUACAGGAGCAUUACAGCGGAGUAGGAGGACAACAGACCAGCUUCCUCACUGCCUCCCAACCCCCCUCCCAGCUGGAAAUGAACCUGGCCCUCAAGCAGUGGCACUAUUGCUGUAGACUGGCCAGACACAUGUAUGAGGAGGGUCUGCUGGACAGACAAGACUUUCUCAGUUGGCUUGUGGAACAGUUUGUGGAGAAGCUACAGAGCACAGAUGACACAGUCCUCAAACUGGUGCUCGAUCAGAUUGUCCGAAAUCUGGAUGAGUUUACAUUGAAUCAGUUAUUGUCACGGCGACUGGCAUAUUACUGCGCCAAGAAGCUUGCCCAACUGUGUAGUGAGUCAGGAUGUAGUUCCCCAAGAACUCAGUCCCCGAUGCUAAACUCCAAUGGAAAUUUGGCAACAGAUAACACCAAUCAAAUCGCGCACAAUCCUGUAGCCUUGGUGUUCUCAGAGUACAACAGUUGCCUGCAGCAUCGUGGCGUUGUUCUGGGCCUCAGCGCCGCACUACAGACCAUAACCCUUAAGUGUCCAUGCGCCAUGGCCUGGAACAAUCUCGGAGAAACCCCUGGUGCUAAAAAUAACCUAUUGUUGUGUGGGUCGCCGCUGGAUCUCCUACCUUGUGCUCCUUCUAGUCUACCCAUGCCCCCAGGGCCACAGAACCAACAGAUACGGCAGCAGAUCCGAGCGGCAGAGCACCAGAUAAAACUGAGAGGGCGAGCCGCAGAAGUCAGGUGGUCUUCUGAUAAAUGUCAACAGUCUACCACAGGCUUUACCAUCAGCCGUAUACUAACUGUGCUGGACAUCCUGGACCGUCAUAACUUUGAGCGUGUGGACCCGUCUUCAACCCUUGACUCUCUCUACAACAAAAUCUUCGCCAGCCAACAAACCAAAGACAACAGUAACGAGCCUCCUAUUGGAGAUGAACCAAUCAUAAACCUUCUCAUUGACUGGGCGGUGAGCAUUCAUCGACACGGACACCACAGAGCACUGGUGGUUGCUAAGCUGUUGGAGAGACGACAAAGUGAACUGCGCAGUGAGAAAUUCAAUGAUACUGAGGUGUUGGACGAGAAAGAAUCCAUGGGAUCAGAAGCUAUGGCAGCCACUGGGUUACCUCCCUUCCAGAACCUCUUCAUACAGUUUUUAGAUGAGCGGGCACCUGUUUUAGAUGACAGUUGGGGAGAAAACAAACAAGCCUUCGCCAAUUUGAUUCACCUUUUCUGUGAGUUAAUCAGGAACGAUGUCUUUUCCCACGAUGCCUACAUGUGUACGCUGAUAGCUCGUGGCGACCUGACCUCCACUGCUGCCAUGGUUACGCCCUUUGCGGACAGCGUGGACUUGUGCAGUGUGAAGAGUGAAGGAAUCAAGAUGGAAGUAAUGCCUCAGGAUGACAUUAAGACAGACAUGGAUAUCCACAGUUCACUAGACAUGAUUUCUGAUUGGUCAAGUUUGUUUGAAGAGAAAGAUGGGCAGAAAACCAGCCCGGAACAGCCUGCCUCUGUAAAAUCGGUGAAGUCUGAGAAGGAACAGGGUGGAGUUCAUUACAGUGGUAUUAUGCAAGAACCCGCCCCUCCUCCCCCCAAAGGGCCAUCCCGUCACCUCCAGUAUGCCACACACUUUCCCAUACCACAAGACGAUGCAUCGUACCACGAAUGUAACCAGCGCAUGGUUGUCCUCUACGGCGUUGGGAAAACGCGCGAUGACGCAAAACAUGUCUCAAAGAAAAUCACAAAAGAAAUCCUGAAGCUUUUCAGUAAGAAAAACUGUAUCGACAUCAGUAGCGGUGCCAUCGGGAAGGAGAAGAAGAAGAAGGACAAAGAUACUGACACAGCCACAAAUCUCGAAGCGACGUUCAAUAAGUUUCAGAAACUGUCAUACUACGACCAACACGCAGUCACAUCGCAGUGUGCGGCCACAGUACUGGAGCAAAUCAACACCUUCAUGACAGCUACCCCCGGUUAUCUCCCCCUAGUUGAUAAUGUGUCCUAUUUAUUUGAUCUCAUGGAGUACUCGUUAAAUAUUAAUGGGGUCAUCGAAUUCUGCAUUCAGUUGCUCAAGGAGUUGAUACAAGUAGAAGUGCAGUUGACAAACAAGAAUUCGGCACUGGCGGGGAACUACUGCACGUCCCUGUGUAUGUGUAUCGUGGCUUUGUUCAGGAAAUACCACUCGUAUCUGGCGGUUAGUCAGGAGUGGGCGGUACAGGCCUUUGAGAACCUGAUAAAGGUGGUAAGACAUGUAUCCAAUCCUACAGACUGUAGCUCAGCGGAACGGUGUAUACUGGCCUACCUGUACGAUGUCUACACAGCCUGUAGCUACAUCAAGUCCAAGUUUGCCGAUGUGUUCAGUAAUGCUUACACCACGAUGAACAACCGCCUUUGUGCUCCAACACAGCCAUCCUCCUCCAACUUGUUGUGGGAACCUUCCUUUAUGAUUGAUAUCAUCAACAGUGCCAGACCUCAGCCAGAUCCCCAGAGUGUGCGUCAGCUGAACGAAAUGUCAGCGAAUCGCUACAGCUUUGUCUGCAAUGCCAUGCUUCAGAUUUGUGGAUCUCAAGGGGCUGACAGGCUGAAUGACAUCUCUAUACUGUGUGCGGAGCUGACAGCCAAAUGUAAUGCGCUUAGUUCCGAAUGGCUGGGAGUUCUACGUGCUCUCUGUGGCUCAUCGAAUCACAGCUGUGGGUUUAUUGAUGUCCUCACUCAGAUUGAUGUGGGUGACUUGUCAAUCCAUGACUCUCUAGCUGUCUUCACGUCUAUCCUCAUCGCUCGCCACUGCUUCUCACUCCAGGACUUUGUCGGCCAUGUUGCUCUCCCAUCCCUCAUGGCGGCCUGUCCCUCGACUGGAGGAGAUCAGGAUGCAGAGUCGGGCGCGAGGCUGACCUGUCAUCUAUUACUACACCUCUUUAAGACCUCACCGGUCACCUUCUCCCCGACAAGUCUUCAGGGAAGAAACACGUGUAAUGUGCGGGCAUCGUGUGAUCGCAAUCUGCUGACAGCAGCUCACGCCAGCAUCACCGUGGGUGCUGUGCUGGCCGUGCUCAAAGCUAUGUUAGUUCUGGGUAAGUUAUGUGAUUCAUGUGGGGAGGAGGAAGUAGACAAAUCUGCCAGCAGUACCAGCAGGACAGGCAAUCAGCAGCAGGACUUGUUCAGUACGCUGUUCAAGAGUUUUGAGGAAAACUUGGAGCCGACCAGUAGAGGUAGUAAUGGUGGUAUGGAGACGGCCGGACUGAGCGAGUACGCCAAGUACACACUGAAGGAGAUUCGUAGUCAAGAAUGGGUCAGAGAGAAGUUCCUCAAGGAUCCCGAGGGGCUGUUCAACCAAGAGCUUCUACUGGACUCCAUGUUGUCUCCAAAACAGGCUCAGCGACUGUUACAGAUGUUAUGUUAUCCGAAUGGGAUACCGAACCAGGUAGAAGGCAGCGAGCCCGACAAUAAACAGGUCAUACAGAGAAUACUGCAGACACUUGACCGCUGGUCACUUAGAUUGUCUCUGCUGGAACUCCAGCUAAUGUUCAAACAGUCAGCAUCUCAAUCGGACACUUUGCUGGACAACAUUGCCCGUGGCACGAUAGACUUGUUCCAGCAGCAGACGGAGAAUCGUGGUUCAUCCAACAGACCCGGAUCACCGUCCAUGAAUGGCGAUGGUGACAAAGAGGAUGUGUGGCUGGUAGCACCACUGAUCUCCAAACUGGCCAGUGGGGCACAAGGAAGAGUACUCAAGCUGGCAGGCCAGGUGUUAGAGAGUAGCAAUAAUCUCUUCCUCUCCUCCAAGGGAAAGAUGGACAGAGAGAAGACGCAGAAGAGUAAGUCGUUACUGAGCCACCAGCCUUUCCUGUCCCUAGUGCUGACAUGUCUGAAGGGUCAAGAUGAACAGAGAGAAGGGCUGCUGAACUCUCUGGAUUCCCAGUUAUACAGGUUCAUCAAUAACACCAAGGAAAUACUGGACAAAAGCCCUGACGAGGGUAAAAUCCGUCAGAAUCUUCAUGAAGCUCUGCAAUUAAGGCUGAGUUUGGUUGGGGGAAUGUUUGACACUAUACAGCGAAACAACACGUUGACGUCUGAUUGGGCGAUGAUUCUCCUCCAGCUUAUCAGUUACGGCGUGGUAGACAUGCAGACAAACAAUGAGUUGUUCACAACAGUCCUGGACAUGCUGUCUGUCCUCAUUCUGAGCUCUCAGGUGGUGGAGGUAGAAAAGGGAGAGGACAACAAGAAGGCCUACAGCAACCUCAUCAAGAAACUCAAGAAAGAGUUGGUAAACAAGCACACAGAGGCCACGGAUCAGAUCCGACAACUGUUACCCCUCCCCCAGAGGUCAUAUGAGGUCAUCACUUGCGAACCUCAUGGGACGCUGGUAGAUACGAAAGGCAACAAGAUUGCAGGCUUUGACUCCAUCUGCAAGAAACAGGGCCAUCAAGUGGCAUCUAAAGUGAAGAUCAGUGCUUGGGAUGUCAUCGAGGGCUACAAGAACCCUGCUCCCUUGUCCUGGACGCACUUUGGGGCAGUGAAACUAGAGAGGAAGCCCCUGAAGUAUGAGGAACAGUUCAGGAUGCUCUUAUACCACACCCACUCCAUGAGGCAACCAACCAGUUACUACCUGGAACCUCCACCACUUCCCCCAGAAGAUUUGGAGCCGGUCCAAGAAAAGGUCGUCACCAUGGAAGAGAAACCUCAGGAGGUUCAAGAAACUCAGAAAGACGACACAGGAAAGAAAACAAAGCGUCGCAGACGACAGACUCGGCCAUCUGCUACUACUAGUCCAUAUGUGCAGUCUAACCCUGUUCGUAACAUGCCUGACCCUAUGUACCAGCCUAACCACCACCCAAGCUGGUUCCCACCCCAGCAGCAACAACCGUACAGCUACCCACAGCAGCCCGGACCAGGUCCGAAGGCGGUCCUGCACACGAUGCUGCGGGCGCGUCAGCCGCCGCAGAACUUCAGCCAGCCUCCGCACAUGAUGCACUCACAACUGAUGAUGCGAAAGCACCAGAUGAUCCGCCAGCAGCUGCGCACGCACCAGCAGAACAACAUGCAGUCACGGGUGAUGAUAGAUAACCCAGCUGCCAUGCCCCAGGCGUACCCACCUUACAGUAACAUGCCACAACAACAACAACAGCCGCAGCCCAUGAUGGAGCCCACCCACACGAACAUGAUGUCCCAGCCAAUGGGCCAGACGUACCAGACGACAGGCUCUACCAUGAUGCCUCAGAUGAGACAACAAGGCGGUUACAUGGCCCAGCAACCGCCUCAGCAGCUCCAACCUCCUUACAACCCUCAGACCAGGGUGCAUCAGGGCAUGAGCGGCAAUAUGGCAGCAGCAUCUCAGGGAAUGUCCAACAUGCCAGGCUAUAACCAGAUGGUACCUCCACAACAGCCGCACAACUCCUACAACAUACAGGGCAUGGCAAUGCCCCAGCAGCGGCUGCGUCAACUGCAGCAGCAUCAGCAGCAGCAGCAACGCCAGCAGCAGAUGCAGACUCAGCAGCAGCAGACGCAGGCGCUGGUGGAGCAGCUAACCCGACAACUGUCCGGUAACCGACAGCAACAGCCCCACCCCCCUCCGCCUCCUCAGUACCAGCAACACACGGCAUACCAGCAGCAUCCACAGCACCCGCAGUACUGAGAAGGAGAGGAACAAGUGUGAAACGCAUUCCUAUGACUCAGUCCUAAUUUUAAUUCAUCAUCACAGUGGUUAGAUUUUGGCACUGGAACUUGGAAUUUUGACAGGUGUGUUGUGAAAUAGGCUAUGAGAAAUGAUAAUAAUUUCCAUGGCUGGGUACAAAAAAAUAACCUCUGGUAUUAGAAUUUAAAUUUUUCCCUUUUUGUCAGUGAGAAAAGGAUUGUGGAAUGAGAUAUGAACAAUCCCUAGUGAAUAAGCUGACAGAGUUAUGUCCUCCUUGGUAAGAUCUAGAAUAUUUAUUUCAGUACCAGAAACUUUCUCUGGCAACAUGCCAAAAUAUCAUUGAAGUGCAGAAACUUUUGAUUUAGGGUAUGUUUGCUUUACUCUUGUAAUUGGAAGAGUCCAUAUUGGAGAUCUGUGGCAAAACAUUGAUCUUAAGAGCACAUUUUUUAGAGUUGGGAACAUGAAUUAACUCUCUGAAAAAACAAAAGAGCUAGAAAAUGUUGUAUGUUAACAAUAUGCACAAGUUUCCCAUGACAUGACAUAUCGUUACAUUAUCAUUAAGGUGUAGUUUUGUGGACCUCUCGUUACUGAUCAAAAACUGUUACACUGGUAAUUUGGACAGUUGUUUCAUAUAUUAAUUAUUGGGGUUGAUUUAAGAAGGUUGUAUUGUUAUCUAAAAUGACCAAAAAAUGUCAUAAAGUGUAAAUUUUCUACACUCUAUAAUGUUGACAGACUUUGUUUUUUCCAAAUUCAACACUCUUGUGUUUCGGUUGAAAUGGCUUAACUCUGUAUAAAUUACUCUGUAUUUUUGGUAGAAUGGGCAAGAUGAUAUGAAUUAGAAUUGUGAAUUAAAUUUUAGGUGUCCGCCUUUUAGUUGAAAGUGAGAUAAUUUAUUUCAUUCAGGCUACUGAAAAACAUUUGUGAAUAAAGUAUAUUGUAUACUAUGAAUGAAUACUGUAUUUAUCAUUGCUAAAUGUCACACAAAGGUAUGUAGAAAAGUAAAUGUCACACAAAGGUAUGUAGAAAAGAAAUGAAAUGUUGCAUUAUGCUUGAUUAUUUUUGGUUUAAGUCAAAUUUUCAAUUUUACCCACAUUCAUAUGGUACACAAGUGUAAAAUGUAUAGGCCAAUCUUUUUAUUUGUAUAUAUUACUUCUCUCUUGAGAUACAAAGUUCACACAAGGCCUUGAAAAGUCUGAAAAAUCAGGGUUUUUGGCAGUUGAUCGAGGAAAACCGUGAAGUAAGUCGACAGAAUGAAGCUGUGCUAGUCUAUGUUGGAUGCUGACACUUUCUUGUGGACAUUUUUUUUCACAUCUGUGAAAUUGUGUAAUGGACUGCUGUGUACUGGUGCAUGUAUAUGUGAAAGACUGAAAGUUCGACUAAUUAAGAUCAUUUUACAAGGCUUGUAUACAUGCACCCUAUUUCCUUAACCUUUUCACAUAUGAAAGAGCAACUUUAAGUCCAGUUUAUACACAUUUUAGGUGAAUUUUGAUGAUGAAACUACUUUGGUUGAUUGGCCCAUUUCUAGGCUUCACAGAAGGUGUCAUUUUACCAUUCUACACAGAAUCAUGCCAUCAGAAUAGGCUUAUGUACAAAAUACUGGGACAUUGUAGACACUUUUGUCAGGAAUUUUCCACUAUAAUAUUGGCCGUGUUAUUUAUGUCUCUCUGUACAUGACUGGUCAUGCAUUUAUUUCUGUUGAUGUAAAUAUUCAGGGGGGAGACAACUCAUGCAUCUGUAUAUACCCCGUGUCAUCCAUAUUUGAGAAAAUUCUGCUCCUUGGCUACAGUGUAGUGUAAGUUGAAGAACUGUUAUAUGUAACAUCUCUGGUAUAAAUGGAAACUAUUAUUAGAUGAAAGAGGCAAGGGAUGUAACUCUGUACGAUAAUUGCAUGUACAUGUGUAAAGAUGUGAGAGAUUUUCAUUUCCCAUGCACUGACGCCGUAGUGAAAUUGGCUAGAAUACAGAUUCUCUUCAUAACAUUCAGUGCUGUUUCAUUCUGCCUUGUGUAAAAAGUAGUGUAGAUAUAGUUGUGCUUCAGUCAAACAAGCCAUCCGAGCCUUUAAAUUCCUAGAAGUUACAGUACUUUCACAAGUUAUUUCCCACUGAUGAUUCAUAGUGGAUUCUGGCAGAAUCUCAGACUGUCUCACAUUACCUUUGCUCCAGCUAACUGUCUGGUAGGUCUAUGUGUAUAUCCACAUGUAACAGUUUUAACUGCAACAACAUAACAGUAUUACCUGAUGUUGCUCCAAUCUCGUUAAAGUCAAAUGUGAUAGUAACUCACUAUCACUAACUCACUAACUCAUGUCAGUCUCUCUUCUCACGGGUCAUAUAACGUUCAAUGAAGACAGAAACUUGAGACUGGACAUCAGUUUAAAACACAAUUUGUAGUUGGUUUAAAAUUUGUAAGUUUUAAAAGUUCUAACACCAGACAGUUUCCUGGAUGCCAGGGAAUUAUGUUAGGCUAUUUGAGGUUUUGUAAGACUUACGUCGGUUACAAAAAUACAAAGCACAGCUGGAGGAAGCUGGUGAGACUGGAAUCGUUGCAGGAUGCAUCAGUUACAAAAGGUUGUUUACAGAAGUGUUAUUUACUACUGUUUUGUUGUAUAUGUUACGUGAAUGUAAAAAAACAACUAGAAUUACUACAAUUAUAC